This is a messenger RNA of Triplophysa dalaica, 1548 nucleotides long. RefSeq names its product iroquois homeobox 1b (gene irx1b). Gene Ontology annotation, biological process: regulation of transcription by RNA polymerase II; cell development; neuron differentiation. The transcript has 4 exons. Gene Ontology annotation, cellular component: nucleus. Bases 109 to 1434 code for a protein of 441 amino acids. Gene Ontology annotation, molecular function: RNA polymerase II cis-regulatory region sequence-specific DNA binding; DNA-binding transcription factor activity, RNA polymerase II-specific. The record is from RefSeq and is a predicted model, not a curated record. NCBI's taxonomy places the organism in Eukaryota, Metazoa, Chordata, Actinopteri, Cypriniformes, Nemacheilidae.
ACCAGAGCCGCGCUUCUACACCGAGCGAGAGUUAUUGCAGUGAUUUUGUCACGAGUGGAUUGCUCAUCUCUUCUAUAAAUCUCUGUCAGAGUUCCUCUGGAGUUGGACAUGUCGUUCCCCCAGCUGGGUUACCCGCAGUUUUUAAACGCCUCCCAUGAGCUGUACGGAGCCGAACGAACGGGUGUCAUGCCCACUUCUCCACGCGAGGGAAGCUCCGAGAGCAGCUCAAAUCCGGCGACUGCUAUCACGCCAAUGCUGGGCAUGUACGCGAAUCCGUGGACCGUGCAAAACUACAGCGCCUUCUUACCUUACAACAGUGCCGAGCUGGCCCUGCUCUCUCAGAUGGGAUCGCAGUAUGAGCUUAAGGAUAACCCCGGAGCUCACCCACAAGGAUUUGCAGUCCAUACUACACCCGGUUUCUACCCAUAUGGUCAGUACCAGUACGGGGAUCCGUCCCGGGCCAAGAGCGCAACAAGAGAGACCACCAGCACACUAAAGGCAUGGCUACAGGAACAUAAAAAGAACCCGUACCCUACCAAGGGUGAGAAGAUCAUGCUGGCCAUUAUCACUAAAAUGACCCUUACGCAGGUGUCAACCUGGUUCGCCAAUGCGCGCCGGAGACUCAAGAAGGAAAAUAAAGUGACCUGGGGUCGCAGCGCGGAGGACAGAGACGGACGCAUCUUCGACAGUGACAAUGAUGACGACGUGGACAAAAAUGAAGACGAUGAAGAAAUCGAUCUGGAAACAAUCGAUAUUGACAAGGCCGAGGAGCCCACAGUAGAUCAAAACAAGGCAGCGGAAAAAGAAACGUCGGAUGACCAACUCGAAAGCGUGGAAGCACCACGGAUAUUAUCCUCAUCAGCGCUAAAAAAUACGGACAGCCCUGUGUUAGGCAUUCAUAAAGAGCAGAGUGUGGUAAAAGGCGUCGGAGAGGUUUCUCCUGGUGGACCGGUGUGUCAGAGGCCUGGAAACAGCAAACCUAAAAUCUGGUCUUUGGCGGAGACAGCGACAAGUCCAGAUAAUACGCAGAAAGUCAGCAUCCCCUCGACGCACACAGGCCUCAGGGCCUCACCCUCUCCCCAUCCCGCUUUCCUCUCCACUAACGGAAUUUAUACGUGUCAAAUUGGGAAACUACACAACUGGGCGAGCGCAGCUUUCCUUAGCGCAAAUUCUCUGAUGGGUGUGCGUUCACUUUUAAGUCAGAACAGUCACUUUCCAAACCAUAGCCCCGUUACGAAUCCCGAAAAGAAGCCAUCAUCUGCCCCUGGAUCUCCGUGUCUAGAGGCGGACAGUGAAAACUCUUCCGACAGUUUCAGUGUCAAACACAACGAUCAAGAGAACGUUCAAAGAAUUGAAUCUCCGACACUUGCGUCCAGACCAACAUUUCCAGUCAUCCACGACAGGUCUCAUCAUGAACAUCACAGCGCGCUCUGAAGACUAUUUCAUGAACACAUAACUUUUCUCAAAGAGCUAAAUUAUUUAAAGAAUCUAAUGUCACAAUAAAACAACAGCAUUUACGUCCUCAAAUAGACCAAAAAUUGUAUUUCU